Molecule: messenger RNA, 1143 nt
Organism: Nematolebias whitei (Rio pearlfish)
Lineage: Eukaryota; Metazoa; Chordata; Actinopteri; Cyprinodontiformes; Rivulidae
Gene: pla1a
Product: phospholipase A1 member A
Exons: 9
Coding region: 1-1143 (380 amino acids)
Biological process (GO): lipid metabolic process
Molecular function (GO): lipase activity
Source: RefSeq, a predicted model, not a curated record
AUGUUCUGGGAGGACAGAUCCAUUCUCUUCACCUUUGUACUGGUCUACAUCUCUUCCCAAGAGGCCGGUUUGAGUGAAGGACAUCAGAAUGGUCAGUGCGCUGACUUCAACAGCACCAGAUGGCUGUACCGACAGCAAAGAAUUAAACUGCAGGUCCAGUACCUGCUGCUGACCCGGGAAAACCAGGACUGUCCACAGAAGUUCACCCAGGCUUCCCUUUCCCAGCAGUCAUCUCACUUCAAUGUUUCCCAUCCUACAAAGGUCAUCAUCCAUGGAUACAGAGUCCCGGGAACUAAGCCGUCCUGGGUUAUGGAGCUGGCCCAGGCCCUGCUCAGGGCUCAGAAUGUGAAUGUUCUGGUGGUUGAUUGGGUCUAUGCUGCCUCCUUUGCAUACAACGUCGUAGUGGAGAAUUACAAAGAGGUGGCUCUGCAGAUCUCUGUCCUUAUCAAUCAGCUACAGAAUCAUGGAUGUAAACCAGAGUCUUUUCAUUUCCUUGGAAUCAGUCUCGGAGCACAUGUUGCUGGGUUUGUGGGGACUCUGUUUGAAGGAAAGAUUGGAAGAAUCACAGGUCUUGAUCCAGCUGGGCCCAUGUUUAAAAACGCUGACACUUACGACCGCCUGGACCCCUCUGAUGCUCAGUUUGUGGAUGCCAUCCAUACAGACUCUGACUAUUUUGGUAUCUCCAUUCCUGUUGGUCACAUUGACUUCUUCCUGAAUGGUGGGAAAGACCAGAAUGGAUGUUCCCGUUCCAGAUUUUCCUCAAUGUAUGGUUACGUGAUUUGUGACCACAUGAGGGCACUGCACGUCUACGUGAACGCGUUGAACAGUUCAUGCAAGUUGAUGGGGUUCCCGUGUUCCACUUAUGAGGACUUCCUGAAGGGGAACUGUGUGGACUGUGAACCCUUCAGUGGCACAUGUCCUGUGAUGGGAUUAUCUGAAAACAGCGGGAUCACCACUUCACCUCUUCCCAAAGAGCAGAAACUGUUCCUCCUCACAACUUCUUCACCUCCAUUUUGUGCCCAUCACAUCCUGCUAAAGCUGGAGGUUUCAGACUUGGAGAAGAGCGCUGAGGUGGAGGUGACCCUGAUGACAGGGAGCCAGCGGACAGAGCAACGACUCAGGCUGUAUGUAUCACAUGACUGA